This is a messenger RNA of Arabidopsis lyrata subsp. lyrata, 510 nucleotides long. RefSeq lists its product as uncharacterized. The record is from RefSeq and is a predicted model, not a curated record. Lineage: Eukaryota; Viridiplantae; Streptophyta; Magnoliopsida; Brassicales; Brassicaceae. Gene Ontology annotation, molecular function: polyubiquitin modification-dependent protein binding; ubiquitin binding; proteasome binding. Gene Ontology annotation, cellular component: cytosol; nucleoplasm. Gene Ontology annotation, biological process: proteasome-mediated ubiquitin-dependent protein catabolic process.
AUUUGUAACGUGAAUUAAAUGAUAUAAAACCAGAUUAUGAUUCAUCAGUCUCUCCACUUGAUCUUGAAACACUAUUGAUACAAUUAUGGAUGUGUUCUUCGAGACUCAGGAUGGCUACAAGUUCGAGAUUGAAUUGGGUUACUGGGAUACAGUGUUAGAGAUCAAACAGAAGAUCGAGAAGUAUCAACGUAUCCCUGUUUCCACACAAACCCUUGUCUUCCAAGGCAAUGUUCUUCAAGAUCAUCUUGAUAUCGAACAAUGUGUGAUCCUCAACCACUCUCUUCUCAAAGUUUUCGUCGCUCCUUACAGUAGCGCUAAUAAUAACAACGAUCAAAUGCUUCAAACGGAGAAAUCUCCACUGUUAAACUCAGCCAAAGAGAUCGUUAACGUUCAAGAUUUACCUGUUAUGGUGAGAAGCAACAAGAAAGUCUGCGACGAGCAUAAAGGUUGGGAGCAACGGUUCGAACCCAGCAAUCUCCAGCGUCGUUAACGCUCAAGAUUCCCCUUGGA